UCGACCUCCAAUAACCAUGCAACAUCCCGACUCACGCGCGAUCUUUGGGAUACUCGACGGGAAAUGACUGCCUUACAAGCACGCGAAACCGAGCUUGUAGCUUCAUUGCGCCGUUUAGAUGCUCCUCGCCACAUCCUCGAAUCUCGACCAGCGCAAAAAUUCUCAGGUGACUAUUCUGAGCUGCGUCCGGCCUUCAACGAAAUACGGCGAGAAAGAUAUAAGCGCCUUCAAGCUGAGCGAGGUCUCGAUGAGAUUGAGACGGAGAGAAGGGGUCCGUUUGUCGUUCCAGCUCUGUUUCGAGCGUUCUUAAUGAUUUCUGAGAUG
Messenger RNA from Suillus fuscotomentosus, 324 nucleotides. RefSeq lists its product as uncharacterized. The annotation marks the transcript as partial. Lineage: Eukaryota; Fungi; Basidiomycota; Agaricomycetes; Boletales; Suillaceae. The transcript is spliced from 2 exons. The record is from RefSeq and is a predicted model, not a curated record.